UUUCACAACCAAUCCGAAGUCUGGGUGGGUUAAAACAGUUUGUAACUUUGCAUGAGAGACGAAGUGACAGCAGUCUGGUCAUACAAAUGGCACAUAAAAUUACGAAGUUGACUGUCAGCGAUGUAAGAUUUCCAACGUCUCUGGAGCACCAUGGUUCAGAUGCAAUGCACACCGAUCCAGACUACUCAGCCGCAUAUGUUGUGAUCGAAACUGAAUCCUGUCUGAAGGGGUAUGGCCUGACAUUCACUGUAGGAAGAGGAACAGAAAUUGUGGUGUGUGCUGUGGAGGCCUUGACUGGGUUUGUGGUGGGGAAAUCUCUGGAGGAGAUUGUGAGUGACUUCCGUGGAUUCUACCGCCUCCUGACCAGUGAUGGACAGAUGCGAUGGAUUGGACCAGAGAAAGGCGUUAUCCAGCUGGCCACUGCAGCCGUCCUCAACGCAGUGUGGGACCUCUGGGCCAGAACCGAGGGCAAGCCACUGUGGAAGCUACUUGUUGACAUGGAUCCCAGAAAUCUUGUCUCAUGUAUUGACUUCAGAUAUAUAACUGAUGCUCUGACAGAGCAGGAAGCGUUGGAUAUGCUCAUGAAAGCUCAAGAGGGCAAGGACCGACGAGAGGAACACAUGCUGACGGAGGGUUACCCCGCCUACACCACCUCCUGUGCCUGGCUAGGAUACUCUGAUGAGCUACUCACACAGCUGUGCUCAGAUGCCCUCAACAGUGGAUGGACCAAGUUUAAGGUGAAGGUUGGAGCCGACCUAGAGGACGACAUCCGCCGCUGCAGUCUCAUACGGAAGCUGAUUGGUCCCAACAACACUUUGAUGAUCGAUGCCAACCAGAGGUGGGAUGUUGGAGAGGCCAUCACCUGGGUGUCUGAGCUGGCCCAGUACAAGCCCCUGUGGAUUGAGGAGCCCACCAGUCCUGACGAUAUCCUCGGCCACGCAACCAUCUCCAAGGCCCUGGCUCCUCUGGGGAUUGGGGUAGCCACAGGAGAAAUGUGCCACAACAGGGUGAUGUUUAAGCAGUUCCUACAAGCAUCGGCACUUCAGUUUGUCCAGAUUGACAGCUGCCGAAUGGGCAGUGUCAAUGAGAACCUGGCUGUUCUGCUCAUGGCCCACAAGUUCCAGGUCCCUGUGUGUCCUCAUGCUGGGGGAGUUGGACUGUGUGAGUUGGUCCAGCACCUCAUUCUCUUUGACUACAUCUCUGUGUCUGCCAGCCUCCACAACCGGAUGUGUGAGUACGUGGACCACCUCCAUGAUCACUUUAUCAGUCCUGUGGUGCUGAGGAACACCCACUACAUGCCCCCCAAGGAUCCAGGAUACUCCUGUGAGAUGGUGGAGUCGUCUGUGCAGAGACACCAGUACCCUCAGGGAGAGGUCUGGAAGAAGCUCCUGAAUCCAUGAGGAGGAAAAUAAGAGCGAAGAAACAGACAUCACAGAGAAUUAUUUGAUUUAGUUUUUGAUUUUCAGUUGGCACCGACCCAUUCACUUCACUGCAGGGAGUGAUAAAUCAAGUACACUAAAGUACUUGAUGAAUAAUUUAGUGACUAUCAAACUGUGCACAAAAUCUGAUAAUUUAUUAUGUUUUGUUCAUUUUAAACCAAUGUCACUGCAUUUUUUUAAGACUUGAGCUUACAUUGUUGUAUAAUAACUACAUUAAACAAUGGAAUAUAUAAAUUA
Hypomesus transpacificus is the source of this 1676-nucleotide messenger RNA. It is a transcript of the gene enosf1, whose product is annotated as enolase superfamily member 1. Gene Ontology annotation, molecular function: magnesium ion binding; L-fuconate dehydratase activity. NCBI's taxonomy places the organism in Eukaryota, Metazoa, Chordata, Actinopteri, Osmeriformes, Osmeridae. The transcript is spliced from 15 exons. The record is from RefSeq and is a predicted model, not a curated record. The coding region runs from base 87 to 1400 and encodes 437 amino acids. Gene Ontology annotation, biological process: amino acid catabolic process; carbohydrate catabolic process.